AUGCCAAUUCUGAGCAAAGAGACGAGCAUGGACAAACAGGAGCUGCCCAAAGUCCCCGUCCCUCCUCUGGACCAGACUCUGGACACGUAUUUAAAAUGUGUCCAGCAUCUCGUCUGCGCGGACCAGUUCAGGAAAACCAAAGCCGCUGUGGACAAGUUCGGCGCCCCCGGUGGAGCGGGAGAACUACUGCAGGAGAAACUACAGGAGAGGAAAGAGAAGACGGAAAACUGGGUCUACAGUUACUGGCUGGAGGACAUGUACCUCAACAAUCGUCUGGCUCUCCCUGUGAACUCCAGUCCGGCCAUGGUGUUCCCCAAACAGAACUUCAGAGACCAACGGGACGCUCUCAGGUUUGCGACUCGUAUCAUCAGAGGAGUGCUGGACUAUAAGGCUCGCAUCGACACAGACGACCUCCGCGUGGACGUCGCUCGGGGGCAGUUGGCCGGGACUCCCAUGUGCAUGCAGCAGUACAGACGUCUGUUCACCUCGUACAGAUAUCCAGUCCAGGGCUCAGACUCUCUGUCGGUCAAAGUGGACUGUGCCGGACCAGAGCACAUGAUCGUCGCCUGCAAGAACCAGUUCUUUGUGCUGGAGACACUGCUGAACGAUGAACUCAUGACUGACGCAGAGAUCUUUUCACAACUGGAUAAAAUCAUGAAAAUGGCAGAAAACCCGACCGAGAGAGCGCCCCCCGUAGGCCUGCUGACGUCUGACGGCAGGAACGAGUGGGCUCAGGCCAGAGAGGCGCUGGUCAAAGACCCAGUAAACCGGACCUCCUUAGACCUGAUUGAGUCCAGUCUGUGCCUGGUCUGUCUGGAUGAGCCCUGUAGUCCUUUAGACCAGAGUGACUCGAGCAGAGCCGCCAUGAUGCUCCAUGGGGGCGGAGCCGAGAAGAACGGCGCCAACCGCUGGUACGACAAGUCCAUGCAGUUUGUCGUGGGUUUGAGUGGAGUUUGUGGAGUGGUGUGUGAACAUUCUCCAUUUGAAGGAAUCGUCCUGGUCCAGUGCUCCGAGUUCCUCCUCGAAUACAUUAUCAGUAGUCCGUCAAAGAUGUCCACAGUGGUCAGUGGAAAAUCUCUUCCUGUUCCCAAACGCCUGACGUGGAAAAUCUCUCCUCAAAUCCAAGGAUUCAUCUCGGACUCGGCUCCACGACUCCACAGAUUGGUGAAAAACCUGGACAUGGAUGUGUUUAAGUUCAGCUCUUACGGAAAAGAUUUCAUCAAGAAGCAGAAGAUGAGUCCAGACGCGUACAUCCAGGUCGCCUUACAGCUCGCCUUCUACAAAUGUAACCGCAGACUCGUGCCCACCUACGAGAGCGCGUCGAUGCGGCGUUUCAGAGAAGGACGAGUGGACAACAUCCGAUCGGCCACGAGGCAGGCUCUGGCUUUUGUCCAGGCCAUGACCCAGGACAAGCCGGCUGCCAGCGAUGCAGAGAAGAUGGAGAAGCUGAACAAGGCCAUCUGCGCCCAGACAGAAUACACUAGAGCGGCCAUCACGGGAAACGGCAUCGACAAUCACCUCCUCGGGCUGCUCAGGAUCUCCAGAGACCUGAAGAUGGAGAAGCCCGACAUGUUCUGUGACCCGACCUACCUGAGCAGCAACCAGUUCAUCCUGUCCACCAGCCAGGUGCCCACCACAGUCGAGAUGUUCUGCUGUUACGGUCCAGUGGUUCCAAACGGUUAUGGAGCCUGCUACAAUCCCCAGGCCGACCACAUCCUCUUCUGCGUCUCCAGCUUCAGAGAGAGCACCGACACCUCCUCCGCGGUGUUCUCCAACGCCCUACAGGAGGCGCUCUCACAAAUCAGGGACCUGUGCAAGCGAGCCCACAAACCCCCCCCAAGCCCCGCCCAUAAGGGAAGUAAGCCAUAA
Messenger RNA from Periophthalmus magnuspinnatus, 1869 nucleotides. Its product is annotated as choline O-acetyltransferase-like. Gene Ontology annotation, biological process: neuromuscular synaptic transmission; acetylcholine biosynthetic process. Gene Ontology annotation, cellular component: cytoplasm; neuron projection. Bases 1 to 1869 code for a protein of 622 amino acids. The record is from RefSeq and is a predicted model, not a curated record. The transcript is spliced from 14 exons. NCBI's taxonomy places the organism in Eukaryota, Metazoa, Chordata, Actinopteri, Gobiiformes, Gobiidae. Gene Ontology annotation, molecular function: choline O-acetyltransferase activity.